Molecule: messenger RNA, 498 nt
Organism: Thlaspi arvense
Lineage: Eukaryota; Viridiplantae; Streptophyta; Magnoliopsida; Brassicales; Brassicaceae
Source: the annotation of a GenBank genome assembly
AUGUCGAAGAACGGAUCUCGUAGCUGUUUAGGUUCGAUGGACGAUAUCCGCAAAGUUUUCGAGCGAUUCGAUAAGAACGGAGACGGAAAAAUCUCCGUCGACGAGCUCAAGGAAGUGAUCCGUGCGCUUAGCCCCAACGCAUCGCCGGAGGAAACGGUGACGAUGAUGAAACAGUUCGAUCUCGACGGAAACGGAUUCAUCGACAUGGACGAAUUCGUCGCUCUUUUCCAGAUCGGAGCGAAUCAAGGAGGAGGAGGCGGAGGAGGAACCGGAAACGGAAACAACGAUGUUCGAGAUCUGAAGGAGGCGUUUGAGCUUUACGAUCUGGAUGGUAAUGGACGGAUCUCGGCGAAAGAGCUUCACUCGGUGAUGAAGAAUCUCGGUGAGAAGUGUUCGGUUCAGGAUUGCAGGAAGAUGAUUAGCAAAGUCGAUACUGAUGGUGAUGGUUGCGUUAAUUUCGAGGAGUUUAAGCGGAUGAUGAACAACGGCGGAGCUUGA